CGCUCUUCCGACAUCGCCGAGCACUCUUCCGUUGACGCCGACGCCCAUUCCGACCACUCCGCGCGCCUUUUGACAUCUCCUUGAGCUCUCUUUUUUCUCCCCUUCCUCACCCAUCUAAUCUAACUCAAAAUGUCCGCACCCCGAGCAAUCGCGCAGCUCGUCGUCGACAGCAUCCGCAUCACUGGCAAGGCCUUCGCCGCGGCGGGCCGCCAGGCCAUGGCGAACGCAAGGCAUAGGCCAGAGGCGCCCGACGCCGGACCGUCUGGACCUGGAGGCGGCUCGAAGUCGGUGACGCAAGACUUGGGCAUGUCUCUUGAGGAGGCGCACAUGAUUCUGAACGUGAAGAAGGAGGAGUCGAUGGAGAAGAUCCUGGAGAGCUACGAGCGCAUCUUUGCCGCCAACGGCCCGCCCCCACCGCCGAAAGAGAAGGAGGCCGUCGGGGCACAGGCAGGCGCCCAGAACGCGCGGCAGCGCUCCAAGGCCAAGGGCCCGACGCACUCGCACUACCUGCAGAGCAAGGUGUAUCGGGCGCUGGAGCGCAUCAAGGCGGAGCGGGAAGGCCAGGAGGCUGCGGCGGAGGCUGCGCCCGAGGCUGCGGCGGCGGAGGGAGCUGCGCCAGAGGGCGCACCGGAGGGCAAGAAGGACGCGGAGGGCAAGCAGUAGGGCAUAGACAUCAUGCAUGGCAUCACAC
This is a messenger RNA of Cutaneotrichosporon oleaginosum, 691 nucleotides long. RefSeq lists its product as uncharacterized. Lineage: Eukaryota; Fungi; Basidiomycota; Tremellomycetes; Trichosporonales; Trichosporonaceae. Gene Ontology annotation, cellular component: TIM23 mitochondrial import inner membrane translocase complex. Gene Ontology annotation, biological process: protein import into mitochondrial matrix. The record is from RefSeq and is a predicted model, not a curated record.